AUAAAGUUUUAUCAGCCUUCUUCUGGCCUUGCUUGAAGAUGGUCGCGCCUUACUGGUGAUCCACCCCAUUCCUCAUCUAAUCUUCCUCAGACUAUCAAGCAAUGGCCACUUGUGUAGCAUCCCCCUCCCUCUCCUUUUCCUCUUCCUCCAUUUUCUUCUCCUCAUCACGGAUUACUUACAAACCGCCACCGUGUUCCCCAGGAAUUCUAAACAGAACCCUAACCAUCCGCUCUGACCUCUCCACUCUCCCCAUCCUUUCUUUCUCCGGUGAAAAGGUCGGCGACGCCUCCCUCGACCUUAAGUCCGCUCCUCCCGAUACCGCCCGCUCCGUCGUCCACCGUGGCAUCAUCACCGACCAGCAGAACCAACGCCGCGGUACCGCCUCCACCCUCACCCGUGCUGAGGUUAGUGGCGGUGGCAAAAAGCCCUACCAACAGAAGAAGACUGGCCGGGCCCGCCGCGGUUCCCAGCGGACUCCUCUCCGUCCCGGAGGCGGGGUGGUUUUUGGCCCGAGGCCAAGGGACUGGUCCAUCAAGAUCAACCGCAAGGAAAAGCAACUGGCUCUCUCCACCGCCAUUGCAAGCGCCGUUGCUGCAGCCGAUGCCUUCGUUGUGGAGGAUUUCGGGAAGGAGUUUGCGGGCGGGCCGAAGACGAAAGAGUUUGUGGCGGCAAUGAGGAGGUGGGGACUGAAUCCCAACGAGAAGGCCAUGUUCCUCAUGACGGAGGUCCCGGAUAACGUGAUGCUGUCCUGCAGGAACAUCGGGACGCUGAAGAUGCUGACUCCGAGAACACUGAAUCUAUUUGACAUCUUGGAUUCCAAGAAGCUGGUGUUCACCCGGUCUGCUUUGGAGUACCUCAACUCAAUGUAUGGAUUGGACGCGGUCCAAGACGAAGACCAGGAGGAGAUCUCUUGAUACUCAAGGAGCACUUCCCGCGGCUAAGUGAAUGGCAGUGAAAUACCUGUCUUCUUGAAGUGAUCUUUCACCACAAUCUCCGUGAACUUAAUUGCAAGAUGGCUGUCAUACAUAUUCACAAAUUUUUCAUUACAUAUGGGAGCCCUAGAAGACGUGGGAGUUAGGCUGAAGGCUAUAGCCAGUUUCUCACUGAGGUGAGGCAAACUGAACUUUUUCUCCUCAUCCUCCAUGUCUUGAUAAUCCAUGCUCUUCCCUGGCACCUAGCCAGACUCCCUUACCCUGCUCAUUAGUUCGUUCAAGAAACUAUCCCUCUGUUUCAUGGGUCACCUAUCCCCUGUUGAGAAAUGAUGCACUUCACCACCCUGAAAUUGCACCCAACUGAUCCGGAGCUAGUUCCAAUUUAAGUAUUUGUUCCCUCACCUGCUUCGGUGCUUCACCAUCUCGACUUUCUUCUGAGAUUUAUGGGCUGAUGACAAUGUCUUCCAUAUUACGUGGUUGGCGGAAAUCAGCAUAGAUUUAAUCAGAUCUUCCCCUUCAUCUAGGCAAGCUGACCGACCAAGGAGAUCUACCACACAGUUGCAGUGCUUCAGAGUGAAUUUCAUUGCAUGCUUGUUGCCCAUGAGCUCCAAAUGGUCCAUCUCCUUGUCCUUCAAUCCACUGUAAUAACAAGCAUACAUCAUACUAUUAAUCAAACUAUUAGAGUUUGUGACAUGAAUUCUAGUUGAUCUGAUCUGAAAAACUCAUAAUGCAAUUUAAGGGAAUC
Messenger RNA from Dioscorea cayenensis subsp. rotundata (Guinea yam), 1677 nucleotides. RefSeq names its product 50S ribosomal protein L4, chloroplastic. The transcript is spliced from 2 exons. The record is from RefSeq and is a predicted model, not a curated record. Bases 102 to 914 code for a protein of 270 amino acids. Gene Ontology annotation, cellular component: ribosome. Lineage: Eukaryota; Viridiplantae; Streptophyta; Magnoliopsida; Dioscoreales; Dioscoreaceae. Gene Ontology annotation, biological process: translation. Gene Ontology annotation, molecular function: structural constituent of ribosome.